AUCAGUCGUAUUUUCUAGCUUCACAGCCAUAACAGGUUAUUUACAACUACUAUUUUAAGAGAUACACAACAAUGGUUUGUGAGAAAUGUGAGAAGAAACUUGGACGAGUUAUCACUCCUGAUACUUGGAAAGAUGGGGCAAGAAAUACAACAGAGAGUGGUGGCCGGAAACUCAAUGAAAAUAAAAUGCUGACAUCUAAAAAGGGCAGGUUUGAUCCCUAUGGAAAGUCAGGUUUUGCUACAUGCAGAAUAUGCAAAAGUUCUGUUCACCAGUCUGGAUCACACUACUGCCAGGGAUGUGCUUACAAGAAAGGGAUCUGUGCUAUGUGUGGAAAGAAGGUUCUUGAUACAAAGAAUUACAAGCAGACUUCAGUGUGAUUGAUCUCUUGUUGGCUGAGUCUGGGAAUGGAUGCAUGAAAGUGAUUUGCUGUCUUUAACUAAAACUUGCAUUCAGCUGGUUAAUAUAGUGGAGUUUAGUGCUGUGCUCACCAAUGCUGUCAUUUGUGUUGCAGUUCAGCACAGUGAUACAGUAGCUGAUAACUAUAUCCAUGCUGAAAAUAUUUUGAUGAUAGGUAACUUAAACAAUAUAUAGGCUUGUACUGUUUGUAUAAAAUUUGAUGCCUUUUUUCAAGGGAACUAGUGAGAGUGCUUGUUUCCCCUCCAUCUUUUCCAAACAAAUUAUGAGUAUAUUAAAUAAAACAUCCACCUUUUUAGUUCAUUUGUUAAUACGAUUUAAAACCACUCUACUCUGUCUUUCUGAAACAAACCUAUAAUCUCAGUAACUACAAAGAACCUUUUAGUAGCAAGUCUUCAUUGUUAAUAUCUGUUGUGACAUGUUCAGCCUAAGGUCUCAAUUCUGACAUUUUAAAUAUCAUCCAUUUGCAAAAUGUUCAUGGCUCACUGUACAUUGUAUUUUUCCCUGGUCUAAAUGACACUGUAACGGGUAUAUAAAAUUAAAGAGGAUUAUGUUUAA
Electrophorus electricus (electric eel) is the source of this 972-nucleotide messenger RNA. RefSeq names its product cysteine-rich PDZ-binding protein (gene cript). Gene Ontology annotation, biological process: cytoplasmic microtubule organization. Gene Ontology annotation, cellular component: dendrite. The record is from RefSeq and is a predicted model, not a curated record. Gene Ontology annotation, molecular function: PDZ domain binding; microtubule binding. NCBI's taxonomy places the organism in Eukaryota, Metazoa, Chordata, Actinopteri, Gymnotiformes, Gymnotidae.